Molecule: messenger RNA, 2029 nt
Organism: Prinia subflava (tawny-flanked prinia)
Lineage: Eukaryota; Metazoa; Chordata; Aves; Passeriformes; Cisticolidae
Gene: ANAPC7
Product: anaphase promoting complex subunit 7
Exons: 11
Coding region: 60-1757 (565 amino acids)
Biological process (GO): positive regulation of mitotic metaphase/anaphase transition; cell division; protein ubiquitination
Cellular component (GO): anaphase-promoting complex
Molecular function (GO): protein binding
Source: RefSeq, a predicted model, not a curated record
CGGGGUCUCUCCCGGUUCCCCCACCCCCGUCCCGUCCCCUCCGCCCCGCCGGCGGCAGCAUGAGUGUGGUGGAGCACGUUCGCGAGAUGGCGGCCGCCGGGCUGCACUCGAACGUGCGGCUGCUCAGCGGGCUGCUCCUCACCAUGAGCGGCAACAACCCGGAGCUGUUCUCUCCCUCUCAGAAGUACCAGCUCCUUGUCUAUCACGCAGACUCCCUCUUCCAUGACAAGGAGUACAGGAAUGCUGUCAGCAAGUACACAAUGGCCUUACAGCAGAAAAAAGCCUUAAGUAAAACCUCCAAAGUCAGACCUUCUACUGGGAAUGCUGCAUCAACACCCCAAAGCCAGUGUUUACCGUCAGAAAUUGAAGUGAAAUACAAAAUGGCAGAAUGUUACACAAUGCUGAAGCAAGAUAAAGAUGCCAUUGCUAUUCUUGAUGGGAUUCCUUCCAGGCAGAGAACUCCAAAGAUCAAUAUGAUGCUGGCAAAUCUCUACAAGAAGGCAGGGCAGGAGCGCUCCUCGGUGACGAGCUACAAGGAGGUGCUGAGGCAGUGCCCCCUGGCCCUGGAUGCCAUCCUAGGUUUGCUGUCCCUGUCGGUGAAGGGAGCAGAGGUGGCCUCCAUGACCAUCAACAUAAUCCAGAGCAUUCCCAACCUGGACUGGCUCUCUGUGUGGAUCAAGGCAUACGCCUUUGUGCACACUGGAGACAACACCAGGGCAAUAAACACCAUUUGCUCUUUAGAGAAGAAGUCAUUGCUGAGGGAUAAUGUGGACUUGCUGGGGAGCUUAGCAGACCUGUACUUCAGAGCUGGAGACAAUAAAAACUCAAUCUUAAAAUUUGAACAAGCACAAAUGCUGGAUCCUUACCUAAUAAAAGGGAUGGAUGUUUAUGGUUAUUUAUUGGCGCGCGAGGGGCGGCUGGAGGAUGUGGAGAACCUGGGCUGCCGGCUCUUCAACAUUUCUGACCAACACGCAGAGCCCUGGGUGGUGUCUGGGUGUCACAGUUUCUACAGCAAACGAUACUCGCGUGCCUUGUACCUGGGAGCCAAAGCCAUCCAGCUGAACAGCAACAGCGUGCAGGCCCUGCUGCUGAAGGGAGCGGCCCUGCGCAACAUGGGCCGCGUGCAGGAGGCCAUCAUCCACUUCCGCGAGGCCAUCCGCCUGGCGCCCUGCCGCCUCGACUGCUACGAGGGUCUCAUCGAGUGUUACCUGGCAUCCAACAGCAUCCGUGAAGCCAUGGUGAUGGCAAACAACGUGUACAAAACCCUGGGGGCAAACGCACAGACCCUCACCCUGCUGGCCACAGUCUGCCUGGAGGACCCCGUCACGCAGGAAAAGGCAAAAACCCUGCUGGACAAAGCUCUCACACAAAGACCUGACUACAUCAAAGCUGUGGUGAAGAAAGCAGAACUUCUCAGUAGAGAGCAGAAGUACGAGGACGGGAUUGCCUUGCUGAGGAACGCCCUGGCCAACCAGAGCGACUGCGUCCUGCACCGCAUCCUGGGGGACUUCCUGGUGGCUGUCAACGAGUACCAGGAGGCCAUGGACCAGUACAGCAUAGCCCUGAGUUUGGAUCCAAACGAUCAGAAGUCCCUGGAAGGAUUGCAGAAAAUGGAAAAAGAGGAAAGUCCAACAGAUGCCACCCAGGAAGAAGAUGUGGAUGACAUGGAGGGGAGUGGAGAGGAAGGGGACUUGGAGGGCAGUGACAGUGAAGCAGCUCAGUGGGCAGAUCAAGAACAGUGGUUUGGGAUGCAGUAAAAGCUGCUGCUGCUCCUUUUGGCACUUGAACACACCACUAGGGCCACUCUCCUCAGAAGAACAGAAACUAUGAAUUUUUUUUCAGUAACAAAGGACUUUGUUUUCAUUUUUUUAAUAGACUCUGAAACCAGUUAAUAGUUCUGUACAUCUCAGUACUGUGGAGAUUCUUGAUGCUUCUUAUUUAUUAAGUGUAAGGGACUAACUGCGUCUGAAGUUAUUUGCAACUUUCAUUUUGAAAAAUUCCUGCUAAAACUAAAACCAUCAGAAUCUGA